ACGAGCGCUGUCAGAUCAAGCACCAGGCCAUCCUGCAAUGGGUUCAGAACCUUUUUCCUCCUCUGCUCGGCCAACAUGCGCAGCCAAUAGAAAUGCUUCUGCCUGACCUGCUGUCCAUCCAAGCUUGCGUGGCUUUCUUCGGUCUUUCGAGACUUCCAUCAACGCCCCAGCCUCCAGAUUGCGCGGCACACCCAAUGGAUCGGUCUGGAGAUGGCGAGAUGGUCGGUCGCGACAUCAGGAGAACGACGAGAAAUUGGCAGCGUGAGGCGUGUCUGGCACCAAAUUUGGAUCUCUCCGUACUCGGCCGUUGAUAACUCGCCUAUGCUGGUGACGCUCAUCACGCCGGGGCUGUUGUGCACACGACACCAAACACCUCUAGAACCGUUUCACCAUGCAUAUGUCACAGAGAGAGGGCUCUAAAGUCAGCUGAGUGGAGUGGCAUGCUUGACGUUGGUAAUGUUCAAAUAGGCACCAGUUUGACAAUGCAAAUCCUUCAGCUUCUUUCGCCCUCCCCAGAACAAACAUUCCAUUGACCUUGACUGCGAGAAACAUUCACUUCGACCAUCUAAACGACGUCUUCAGAGAUCGUGCUUCGAAACAGCGCUGGAAAGGGCAACCCAUCCAGCACAGUAUGGCCUCCUUUUCAGACGAACCAACACCAAAUUCCAACACUUUACACGCACACGCACAUUCACAAACCCUCAAUAACGCGGCCAAGAUGAAAGCAUCGCGCAAGAAGCCAGCGGCGAAGGUGCCUCAGGCCAAAUCUCUUCUCUCCGAAGAUCUGGGUGGGGGAUUGGCGCAAAUACUCAUGACCCAGGCUAGGGACAUUGACUCCAUGAACAUCAUCCAGCGUCUGCAGUUCCUCAAGGGGGAAGCCUUGCUGGGACCAAGGUUCAUCGACUUCAACCAAAGCAGCACGACUGUCGUGACGACUUCGAUCUCUUCCCGAGGCAUCCUUUCGCCAGCCCAUGAUGGAUUUGAACACCAGCAAUGCAUAUCGACCUCGAUGACUCUGAGCUUCAAUUCCUCUAGUACAAGCCUGAACCACAUUCCCACGUAUCCGAAAAGAAAGAACAACGACAUCCACACAUUUACGCUCGACGACUUUACGGCUAUUUCGGCACUGGGCUCCCUGGUCGAGCGCUUCGGCAAAGUCUCCCACAUGGGGAUCCUAGACCCUAGCUACCGGUUUUUCAUGACCAAAGACCGUCAAGCAGCGCUUUAUUACAAGGUCAGGAACAAUGUCGCGGUCGUAGGAGGCGAUCCUCUGUGCGAACCCGUCGAGUACGACCGUCUCCUGGAGGAAUUUCGACGCCUACGAAAGCGGCGGCGCUGGGGUAUGGUCUUUCUGGGCGCGACGGACGAAUUCGCGUCAUUCGCGAGCAAGCAGAAAUGGGUGACUAUGCGCUUUGGCACCGAACGAGUCCUCAAUCCCCUCAACAACCCCGUGCUGCAGGAGAAGGAGCAGAGAAGGAUGGUGACGCAGAACAGACAGCUCCUCGACCCUGAAAAGGGUGGUGUCACGGUCCAUGCAUAUGCCCCCGCUCAAGGGCGUGACGAGGCCCUGGAACGGGAACUGCGCCAGGUCUACGACCUGUGGCGGGAGUCUCGCAACCAGUCCGGCCAGCCACAGGCAUACAUGACGGUUUUCGACCCCUUCGCCAUCCCGAUGCUCAUGACAUACCUCUACACGACGGAUCGGCAAGGCCAGUGCAACGGAUUCGCCGCCUUGAGAAAGAUCGGAGCCAACAAAGGAUACCACAUCGACCCAUACUGCGCUACCCCGACGGCACCGAAGGGCAUCACCGAUCUGCUCGUCUUCUCGGCGAUGUCCCUCCUCCAGCAGGCCGGCAUCGGGUACCUCAGCUUCGGGUUCGAGCCGGCCUCCCAGCUCGACGAGGUCACGGGCCUCUCGCGGCCCACGACCGCGCUGACCAAAUCCUGCUACCGCCGCGCGUUCCGCCACCUCCCCAUCGGCGGGAAAAAGGCCUACCACGACAAAUUCCGCCCGGACCCGGCCCUGGACUCGGGCCUGCACAUCAUCUACCCGAGCGGCGCCCCGAGCCUGCAGGACGCCCUGGCCACGCUGCACUUCGCCAACGUCGAGGUGCGCGAGCUUCUGAAGCGCGAGAUCUUCAGCGGCUGUGGCUGGAAGACCAAGCAGCAGGCGACCGAACAGAAGAAGGGAGGAGAGACCAAGCAGACCACGAUGACCCCUUGACCCGCUUGGAGCACAACAACAUCCUUCAGCCUCCUUCGCGGGUGCAGACAUCGGCAUACAUGUUCAGACUAUUGGCAUUUCCUCGAGGGUAAGGUAAGGCAAGCAUCUCAAGCGCGUCUGCGGCACUCGAUCUCAUCGUCGGGUCGGGCCAGGAGGGGAGGGCCAUGAGGGAGAGUCAACGCGGUCUCUUUUCUGCUUCAUGCCUUCGUUAUUAUUCGACAUCCCCGCACGGGCUCAAAAGUGAAUAUGCAGGACUUCUGGUAAUGGCCAUGCCCGUGACGGGCAUUACUGGUAGGGAGUUAGCUCCCUUUUGGUCUUCUGCUGUAUCUUGUACUCCCAUAGCUCGGCGUCUCGGUCGUCUAGGUAGUUAUAGUUUGUAGAAAAGGGAGGAGAGGACUUCCGCUGGGAAUCAUAAUCACUUUCGCCUUGAGAA
Cladophialophora immunda is the source of this 2657-nucleotide messenger RNA. RefSeq lists its product as uncharacterized. The record is from RefSeq and is a predicted model, not a curated record. Gene Ontology annotation, biological process: phospholipid homeostasis. The transcript has a single exon. NCBI's taxonomy places the organism in Eukaryota, Fungi, Ascomycota, Eurotiomycetes, Chaetothyriales, Herpotrichiellaceae. The coding region runs from base 632 to 2224 and encodes 530 amino acids. Gene Ontology annotation, molecular function: aminoacyltransferase activity.